This is a messenger RNA of Micromonas pusilla CCMP1545, 1569 nucleotides long. RefSeq lists its product as uncharacterized. The record is from RefSeq and is a predicted model, not a curated record. The coding region runs from base 1 to 1569 and encodes 522 amino acids. NCBI's taxonomy places the organism in Eukaryota, Viridiplantae, Chlorophyta, Mamiellophyceae, Mamiellales, Mamiellaceae. The transcript has 2 exons.
AUGGCUGGACGACGCGACCUCCACGCUGACCCCCCUCGCCCCAACUUCCCGUCCUCCCAGGCGCCGUACAAGUCGCUCGCGCAGAUCCAGGCCCAGCGCGAGACCAAGCGCCGGGUCUACGAAGACCGAACCGCGGCGCUUCAGUCCCGCCUCGACGACCAGAUCCGGUACGCGAACGCCGCGGCGUCGUUCGACAAGACGGACGGCAUCCGACGCGAGCGCGAGGCGCGCGAGCGCGCCGCGGAGGAGGCGCAGCUCGAGGCGCUCUACCAGGCGCACAAAGCGAGGGAGCUCAAGGCGAAGUGGGCGGCGGAGGAAGAAGCGAUCGUGGACGCGAUCGAGACGAAGAAGAAGGAGGCGUCGAAGCGCGCGCUCAUGGUGCAAAAGGUGAGCAACGAGUCCGCGGAGCUGCGCGCGCUGAAGGAGAAGCUUCGCGCGGCGGAGGUGAGCUUCGAACGGAAGCUUCAGAUGGAAGAGAAGGAGAUGAUCGCCGAGGCGGACAGAGAGUACGACGUCGCCGUGGACGUGAUGAUGGAGCGCGAUCGCGUCAAGGCGGUGUUCGCGGAGGAACAAGCGGCGAACGCGGCGAGGUCGCGACGCGCGAAGAGCCGGCUCGUGCUCGAGGAGCAGAUCGCGGAGAAGGUGGCGAUGCAGGAGGAGGCGAGAGAGGCGUUUUUGGCCGAGCGCGACGCCGUGGACGCGGUCGCCGCGAAGAUUCGCGCGGAGGACGAGGCGGAGGCGAGGCGGAAGCAGCAGAAGGUGGUGGACACCAGGGCGUUCAUCACCGAGUUUCUCGCGAUGCGCGAAGACCUGCGCGAGAAGGAGCGCGAGCGGCUGCGCGCGGAGGAGGAAAAGAUCGCCGCGUUCGCCGCCGAGAUCAUCAAAAGGCAAGAAGAAGCGGAGGCGCUCAAGGCGGGGAAGCGCGAGGAGGCGGACCGCGUCCUCGCCAAGCUCAGCGCGGACAAGGAGGAGAACGACCGCAAGCGCGACGAGAUGGAGGAGCUCAUCAACCGUCUGUACUUCGAGGAGCAAGAGGAGAAGCACCGCGCCGCGAUGGCGGCCAAGGCUGAAUCGGCGGAGGCGGCUAAGCGGGAGAUGAUGCGAGCGAACGAGGAGCAGCUCGCGAUCAAGCGGCGCAUGCGCGAGGAGGAGGCGGCGGAGGAGGAGAUGUUCCGAAGGAAGAUGUUCGAGAAGUUCGCGGAGGAGGAUCGCGUGGAACAGAUGCACGCGACGAAGCGCCGAAUGAAGAUGCAAGAGCACAAGCGCGAGGUUGAACGCCUCGCGGCGGUGAAGAAGGCGAUGUACGAGCUGCAGAUCGAGAGAGAGCUCGAGGAGCAGCGAGGCAGAGAGAGCGCGGAGGCGGCGGAGGCGGCGAUGGUGGAGGAGGAACGCCAGCGGCUGCUGCGCGACCACGCCGCGCGUCUGAAGGAUUAUCUUCCGAAGGGCGUCGUCGCGAGCUCGCGAGAUUUGGACUUGAUCAACACCAUCUCGAGUCAGAUGAGCGGGAUGGACCUUGGGAGCACGAGGGCGGGGACGAGAGCCGCGGGGUCGAGGGCGUUCGAGAUGUAG